Messenger RNA from Torulaspora globosa, 960 nucleotides. It is a transcript of the gene SFC1, whose product is annotated as Sfc1p. The transcript has a single exon. NCBI's taxonomy places the organism in Eukaryota, Fungi, Ascomycota, Saccharomycetes, Saccharomycetales, Saccharomycetaceae. The record is from RefSeq and is a predicted model, not a curated record. The coding region runs from base 1 to 960 and encodes 319 amino acids. Gene Ontology annotation, biological process: fumarate transport; succinate transport; transmembrane transport.
AUGUCCCAGAAGAAAAAAUCAUCGAAUCCAGUGGUUAAUCUGAUUGCCGGUGGCACAGCCGGGUUGUUUGAAGCACUAUGUUGCCAUCCGCUGGAUACUAUCAAAGUUAGAAUGCAAAUUUACAGGAGGGCAGCCUCUGGAGAGAUCAAACCCCCGGGGUUUUUGACCACAGGUAGGAGUAUCUACAUGGAGGAGGGUUUCCUGGCGCUGUACAAGGGAUUGGGUGCAGUGGUUAUUGGUAUUAUCCCGAAGAUGGCUAUAAGAUUCUCGUCAUACGAGUUCUGCAGGACUUUAUUGGCGGACAGGACCACUGGGACCGUCUCCACGGGUAACACUUUCCUCGCUGGUGUCGGGGCAGGUAUCACCGAGGCUGUACUGGUGGUCAAUCCGAUGGAAGUGGUCAAGAUCAGAUUGCAGGCGCAGCAUAUGAGCCCUGCGGAACCGGGAGUCAGUCCCAAGUAUAGGAACGCGGUUCAUGCAUGCUACACGAUUGUUAAGGAAGAGGGGAUCUCGGCAUUAUAUCGAGGCGUUUCCUUGACCGCAGCAAGACAGGCCACUAACCAAGGUGCAAACUUCACGGUUUACUCGAAGCUGAAGGAAUACCUGCAGAACUACCACGGCACCGAUGUGCUGCCUCACUGGGAAACGUCCUGCAUCGGAUUGAUCUCCGGGGCCAUCGGCCCCUUCUCUAACGCUCCAUUGGAUACCAUAAAGACUAGAUUGCAGAAGGAUAAAUCCGUCUCCAAGGACUCUGGUUGGAAAAGAAUCGUCUCUAUCGGAGCGCAAUUGGUCAAAGAAGAGGGUUUCCACGCCCUUUACAAAGGUAUCACUCCAAGAGUCAUGAGAGUCGCUCCGGGACAAGCCGUGACCUUCACUGUGUAUGAAUUCGUCAGGAGACAUCUCGACAACAUGGGGAUCUUCAAAAGCAAAAAAGAACAACCUCCAAAACCAUUAAAAUGA